This is a messenger RNA of Stylonychia lemnae, 1320 nucleotides long. NCBI's taxonomy places the organism in Eukaryota, Ciliophora, Spirotrichea, Sporadotrichida, Oxytrichidae. The record is from the annotation of a GenBank genome assembly.
AUGGGUAACAUAGGUUGCUGUAGUGCAGCCAACCAAACUACUAAUGACACCCAGCACCAAAAUGACUAGCUUAAAACUACUAAGAAGCCCAAAGACUACUCAGCCCAACCUGAUUUCGUCAAGGAUGAUUUAAUAGAUAGCUAUAGAGGAGCUAACGAGAAUAAGCAUUCAAGAUAGCUUUCUAAAAGGCAAAAUGACAAUGAUGGAGAAGAGUCGGAUGAAUCUGAUCUUUCAAAUAAAUACGGAAAUUUACAUGCCCCUGAGAAGGUCGCCCCUAACAAGUAAUUCGUUAGACAAUUGUCAAAGAAUCUUGGGAAUCUCAGAAUUUCAAAUUCAUAGCUAGAUAAAUAGGCAUCAAAAAGCAAAAUUUUGCAUCAGAAAUAGCAACAAAUAGACUAGUACUAAGCAAAACUGUAACAAGAGAGAGGACAAGAAACUGAAUAAACUGAUACUCUAAAAUAAAAAUAGAGAAAAUAAAGGACUAAUGAGAAUAUGAGUGUUGAGUUCAAAAAGGAACUUGAUAAUAAACAGCCUAUUAAAGAAUCACAUAUGUAGUCACAAAGCAGCAAAUCUAAAGAUUCAAUUCAAUCUUCUCCUAAAAAAGUUUAAGAAUAAUAAGAUCAAUAAGAGGAGGAGAGUUCUUAGAGAGACGAGGUAAGUUUGAAAUCGAAAUAGAAGGCUAAUAACUAUGAACCUAGAAGGCAGUAAACUCAAAAUAUGGAAGGAACCCGGUUGAAUAACGAUGAAGAUAGUUAAAGCUAUAGUCCUUAAGAUUCAUUGGAUAAUAGUAAAGCUAAAAAUUCAGAGAGAUUUGAUGAUCUGGAAUAAUAGUAGGUAUUUCUCAGGUCACAGACUUAACAGGAAAAAUAAACCACUUCUUCACAUAAACAGUCAAGCAAGCCUUUCUAGAGACAGAAGCUUAGAAAGCAAAUAGCUAGUGAGAUAUCCUCCUCUAUCCAGGAGUCUUAGAGGUAGAUGGAGCAGUAGGAUGAAGUCGCAGAUCUAGAGAACAGUUUUGACUAAGAUUAUUAUGAGGAAGAGUCCUCCAGCAUCUACGAAAGAUCAAAUACAGAUUUCUAAUAACUAAAGAAGAGCAGAAAUUUAAUGGGAAACGACUCAAUAUAAUUUGAUGAUGAGAUCAGUGAGAUUGGAGGCGAAAGUUCAAUGACUCAAAGCAAAAAGAAGAAGAAGAAAAAGAAGAAGAAGAAGAACCUUCUUCAUGCGUCGGAGACUUAAAUUUUUGAUAAUAGCAGAGACUCUAGCAAACUCUCCUCGACUAAUAGACCAAAGACAAGAAAGGUUAAGGUUCUUUAGUUAUGA